This is a messenger RNA of Cuscuta campestris, 1689 nucleotides long. The record is from the annotation of a GenBank genome assembly. NCBI's taxonomy places the organism in Eukaryota, Viridiplantae, Streptophyta, Magnoliopsida, Solanales, Convolvulaceae.
ACCCGUGUUCCAACAUGUUUAACGCUAGUAAAUUGACACGUGCGGGGCAUGUGUCGUAGGUGAGAUCGGUAAACAUAAAAUCCCUCGAAAUAUUAGGUCUGUAUUGCCUUCCGGUGCCCGGCACCUUUCCGGCUAAUGUGCACUGUCACGUACUCAGCCCUAGCAGAGCGUAGUACCGUGUAUGUUAUGCUGGUCACGGGAAUCACUAAAGUGGUCAUUGUCAGUCGUUGGAUGACAUUGAAUGACACGUACAUUCAAUCCAUCAACCUGCGCUAUAUCCUCGAGAGCCAAAAACUCUCUGGGGAAAACUUUCUUGACUGGGAGAAGAACCUCCGAAUCGUUCUUGACUGUGAGAGGAAACUUUACAUCCUCGAAACAGAUCCUCCGAAGACCCUUAAGGCAAAUGCUCGUGCAUCCGAACUCACUUCUUUCAAGAAGUAUGAGGACGACGCGCGAGAUGUUAAGUGUAUCAUUAUGGCAAGUAUGACCACAGAGCUCCAAAGGCUCCACGCGGACAUGGAAGCGUGUCCUAUGAUACAACGCUUGAGAGACCUAUUCCAAGGGAAGCUUGUUUCCCUUGGUUGUACGAAGGAAAGCCUCGUUGAGCCGCUCAAGGUAGCCAUCCAUCCUGUCAACUUUGAAGCGAAGCCGGUUAAGGGAGUCGGCAAUAGAGGCAAGGUUGGCCCGGGCCUGGGGUUCGGCUGGGCUAGCAGCCGAACGGCGCCGUGGCGCGGCAGUGGCAGUGGCAGGUCCGGCGUUGUCCUACCGCUUUUUGAAGGUUUGGGUGCUGAUCGCCCAAAUCUUCAUGGCCUUCGUGAGUGGGCAAACAGUGGUGGUCACCUUGAACCGUUCAAGGAUGUCCAUCACCACGAACGGGUACGGGAGGAGGUGAUCGUGGUCGGUGGACGCGGUAAUCGUCAUGUUGAUCAUGACAAACUUUGCCCAAUUGAUUGGGGCCGAGUGCAUGAUCGCAUGGAUGAGCUUGAGGUCCUCACCGGACAUGAUUGUGUGGUCGUGCUUCUGGGGUUUGAUGAUCCGGGACACGAUGUAGAGAACGAGACGGCCUUCGGGGUUAGUGGAGUGGAUGGUGGGGCAGCCCGAGGCAUGGCGGAUGAGCUCGGUGACGCCAAGCUCGUUGAGGAUAAGGCCCUCGUUGUUGAGAACCCAGUCCUCUCCGCCAUAGUGGGAGACGUCGUUGCCUUGGUAGGGGAGGCCGGCGAUGCGCCCAAGCUGCUCAACGGAAAGCUCUAUCGGCGUCCUCUUGACAAGAGAGUAGAGCACGUUGCCCUCACGCCGGAGGUUGGAGUAGAUGACCCGAACCAGCGCCGGGUUGAUCUCCUUCCGAGCCCGGGAGACGAAUGGCCAAAGGCCGGCUUGAUGAAGGUGCGCGUCGAGGUCGUCGUAGCCCUGCAGCUCCGGGUAGCGCUCCGGGAUGAUCCGUGGGGGAGCCACAACCCGUUUAGAGAAGAAAGUGAGAAAGCGGGUGCGCUCUUCCUCGAAAUCGUACCAGAGGUACGAUCCGUCGCCAUAGUAGAGGCGCUCCUCGGAGUUGAUUGCCGGUGCCUGGGAUUUGGCUUUGUAUUUGCUGGAAGCUCCUGCCCUGUUCAUAUCUUUGCCCAUGAUGAAGAAUUCUAAAACAAAGAUUAGAGAAGACAAAAAUAUGCAAGGGAAUGAAGAGAUUUGUGUUUG